Molecule: messenger RNA, 2085 nt
Organism: Musca vetustissima
Lineage: Eukaryota; Metazoa; Arthropoda; Insecta; Diptera; Muscidae
Product: E3 ubiquitin-protein ligase RNF10
Exons: 4
Coding region: 1-2085 (694 amino acids)
Biological process (GO): positive regulation of transcription by RNA polymerase II
Molecular function (GO): transcription cis-regulatory region binding; metal ion binding
Source: RefSeq, a predicted model, not a curated record
AUGGGUUCGACGUAUUUGGGUAAUACGGCCGUACAAAAAUUGUGUCAGAAUCCACAACCAGCUAAAAACUUUCCUAAAAAUUCUAGACGACGUGAAAAUCCCCUGGCAUCUUCUCGCAGCAAUAACAAUAAAACUCAACCGCCCCAAACUGCUGCUAAAGUUCGUCCUAAUGUGGACAAACGUCCACGAGCUCGUGGCUUUAAUGGCAACAUCAAUCAUGAAUUUGUUAGCCCUCCUCCCAGCUCCUCCAGAUUAGUUGCAGAGGAAUCUUUGGCCGCACCAUCUUCCGACGAAGGGGCAAACGGUCUUGAAUCGAACCGAAAGUAUGAUGUCAAUUCUGUUUAUUCGGCGGGAUGCAGGAAACAGAACUUGAAUCACUUACUUAACUUCUACUAUACACCUCGUGAAGUUGACUACUACGAUGGAGCUGUGGGCGCAAGUGGCUCAUAUGGACAGCGCCAUGGACAAAUAAAAAAACAUAAAUACAACAAAGAACAGUUCAUACAAGCGAACUUCCAGUUCGUCAUAAAAGCAUCAGCAAAACGUAAAGCUAACGAUUCCCCUGACAGUUUGAUAGAUUGGUCCUUGAUUGAACAAAUUAACAUUCAAACUUCUGACGAACCUCAAUGUCCUAUUUGUCUGUACCCACCUGUUGCAGCUAAAGUCACACGUUGUGGCCACGUGUACUGCUGGACUUGUGUACUCCAUUAUUUAUCAUUGAGCGACAAAACAUGGCGGAAAUGUCCAAUUUGUUACGAUGCAGUACAUGUUGGAGAUUUGAAAAGUGCUUCCAUUGUACAGCAAUCGUCGUACAAUAUUGGUUCUCAGAUUACAUUUCGCUUGAUGCGUAGAAAGAAGGGAUCACUGCUAAUUGAAAAAUAUGAAAACUGGCAGGACGAAAAGUCUUCGGAAUUUUAUCCGUAUGUGUCAAGUCCAAUGGAAGACAAGUUAUUUUCAAAGUUUGUUCUAGCCAGACGUGCAGAUAUUUUCAAUAUAUUGGAAAGAGAGCGUUCCGAGCUUCUUUCAAACGUGGAUGAAUCGUGUCCAGAAUUUGUUUUUGUGCAGCAAGCCAUAGAAUUGUUAACGGAAAGGUCAGAAAAAUUGGGAGAAAUAAAAGAUGAUGAAAAUGUUGUACAAUCGAGUGAACUACAAAUACAACAUUGCGACACUGAUAUUGUGUGUGACGAUUCCGUUUUAAACAAUGGGGAAUGUGCAACUGAAAGUAACGGGAAAGCGAACCAGUCUUCAGGAAGAUAUUACUACUUUUAUCAAGCUGCUGAUGGUCAAAAUGUAUACUUGCACCCAUUGAAUGUGAAGAUGUUGCAAGCUAAUUACGGUAGUUUGUCGGAAGGUCCUCCUCUGAUUGAAGGUCGCAUUUUGCAGAAAGAACAACACUCAAUGGAUGAGGACCACCGUCGUAAAUUUACAUGUUUAGGCCACCUACCAUUAACUUGUGAGUUCUCAGUUGUGGAAAUUGAGCUUCUUCCACCGUAUGUCACAGAGGAUGUUAUCAAAUCAUUCAAAGCGGACAUUGUUCAUCGCAAAAAAGAACGACAACGAAAAGCGCGGGAAGAACGGGAACGUGAAAAGCAAAUUAAUGCUAUAAACGACCGUCAGAUGGGGAAACUAAUAUCAAGUGCAGCUGCGAUUAACAUAAUGUCCGCAGAUGAAUUCCCAAUAUGUGGCUUCGAAGAACCUCUGUCCCCCAUUGCGGAUCCGACGGACGAUAUCCCUUCUACAUCUAAAGGAUCUCGCAAGAAGACAAUUAGUACAAGCAGUGUUGGCAGUUCUAGUUACUCUUCCAUUGCCUUGCACUGUCAGCAGGAAAUCGGUCCAUGGAAAACAGCUAAGCCGGUGUCAAAUGUUUCCAAAAAUAUCGUAAUGUCUCAAACUAGCGACAAUGAAGAAGGUUCUAUUUUGAAUAGUUUCCAUACAAAUUUAGGGGAUGUGCUGGCUCAAGCUUUGUCUAAAAAGAAAUCAUCUGAUAAAAACAUGGUAAAUGUUGAUAAUUCGGGUAAUAAAAAAUCUAAGAAGGGGAAGAAAAUGGUUCCCCUUUUCACAACCGGUAUGAAUUUUAGUAAUUGA